AUGAUCCGUCGUAACUCAGAUAUUGAAAUCCAGUUGCCCGAUGCCGGCCGUGCCGACACUUUAGAAGAACCGGACGUUGAAAUGCUGUCCGAUGAACCAUCCCCCCCAUUCAGUCUCCCCGCUCAUCUCGCCGCUCGUUUUGCUCGGAAACCCAGCGUAGUUCGUCGCUCGUCUGUGGCUUCAUCUCGACGGAGUUCCGUUUCCUCCCUACAUUCACAACACUCAAAUGUGUCCUCCCAUGGAGCGACUUCCCCUGAUCAUAUCGCGCAACAUCUACGACGAACGUCGAUCCUCGAGAGUCGGAAGGCGCGGCUUGCAGAUCGCGCGCUCCAUGCGGAAAAAGUGAGGCUACGUGCGGCCCUUGCCAAAGCGACAACUCGAAAUUUACAGAGAGAAGAAAGGGCCCUUGCUGCCCACCAGGCCCGCGAACGUUUGCUGGCGGAGAUCACCGCCAAGUGCGAGGAGGAAGUUCGCCGGGCAAAGAAGAAAGCGGAGGAUAACAGGGAAAGAAAAGCUGCCGAACACGCGCGUCUCCGGCUAGAGAUGGCGGAGAAGUUCGCGGAGGCAGAGAAAAGGCGGCUCCUCUAUCAACAGACCCAUCGCCGUCACCGCACCAGUAGCUUGCCUACCAGCGAAGAGAGGAAGAUCACCAAAGGAACAACGAGGUCUCUCACCCGCGAUGCAGCUGCACGAAAAAUCCAACGCGUGUGGAGAACAUAUCAUUCACAGGUGGUUAUGAAGGAGUUCCUGACUCUGACUCUGACCCCUGACUGCAUUCGGGAAAUGUCUUUCGAGGAAGUGGGGGUCUUGCUUUCGGAAGAGGGAGUUUUGUCCAUUACAGCUCGUAUCCUUCGACUUUGCGGGUUGCGGGACAUGGAAAGCGGCACGGUCGGUGGGAGAGGUGCUGUGCGCACGUUUCUGAGCAGCUACCUGAUCGUCACCCAUCCGACCGAAGUUUUAAGUAGCAACGGCGAGCAGGAACAGGACUUGAUUUCCAAAGCCCGGGAGCUUCUUUCGGCGUUUGAACAAGUUACUCCGCUACUCGCCUCUGGCUGCUGCUCCCCUACGACUAUCUCGACCGAGAUUCAGACUUUGUGUGAGGCAUAUAAUGUGUUCUUUUCUGCGUUCCACGCCUGGAAAACCCAUGAUUCCAGCGUUUUGAUUGAAAUAAUGUUGGCUCAGUUCAUUGAAUUGGAACUGAUUUGGCAGACCGUGAAGAAUGAUCAAGCUGGUGGUGUGGCGGAUGAUUAUCGCCAAGGUAUUCGACAGAAUCAGAUCCUGCUUCUUGCCCGGCUGAAACGGCUGGCUGGCUCGGAUCGAGCCAUGCAGAUGGUGCGUACUGCCUUGAAGAAGGCCAAGCGGGGGAAGAAGCGAACCGCUUCCAAACAGGCCAUCCCACGUUCGGCGGCGGAAGUUGCGCCGUCGUCGACUACUGAAGCGCUUACAGAAAGCGUUGCCUCACCGAUUAGUGAGAGCUUCAAUAUUGUGGACAGCACCGUUUUGCAAGAACUCGAGAAGCAGCGCAUCUCCCCGCAUGAACGAUUCACCCAGAUCCUUACUGCCCUGCCCGAGAAUCGUGCUUUAGUCCAUGAACUCCUCAUCAACAAGGAGUUUAAGAUUGAGGAGAAAUCAUACACGGAGCCACGCAAGCAGAUCAUGGAGCAUAUGUGCGCUAUGAUGCGUCGCGAUGUGGAGGCUGGUUUGGGUACGAAUUGGAUCGUGGCCAUGGCUACGGUGAUUCAAGAUCGAUUACUUCGCUCUCUGCGGCCGGGUAACUCUCUUCAUGUGCUGAUUAGUGAAGUCCUUGAUCCAAAGCUGGUUGAGAGCCAGUGCAAGGCUGGCGCGUUCUCCUAUGACAGCUUUUUCAAUUUUAUGAAUACUCUUUUACCGAAGCUCUGUGCCCCUUAUCGCGAUCCUGUGGUUAAAGCAUUUGCUGAAGGCACAUCAUCGGGGGAUGCCAUUGACCGCCUGGCGAGACUUAUGGGUAUUAUUGACCUACUCUCGCUUGAUCAUACAAACUUUAUGAUCCAGGUUGCUGCGCCUCAACUCAUCCAAGAAGCUCCUGGAUAUGAACAGAGAACGUUUGAGAAAGGCCUUCAGGAUGGCUCCUUGAAUUUAGGAAAGAGCCGGCGUUUUUGGAGGACAAAUCGGAAAAUCAUUGCCGACGAGAUGCGAAAGCGCGACCCGGAGAAUGUCCACGGAGAGCCUCGACCUCCUGCUUCAAAGGUGUAUGCCCAUGGCCUGGUGGACCUCGUGCUCAGCAACGCGCCUGUCUUUGACGACCUAGUUCCUGAGACUCUGGAAUUGGAUCGCGAACGACUGGGCAGACUCCAUGCGCAGGUUUUUAAGAUUGUAGCCACCGCUUCAAUUCUGCUGACGGCUAAGAACCUGCUGAAGCGCGAUGCGCGGGCACAAUGGAAAGCGGAAGCGGAUCGAAUUAUGGCUUUGGAUUUCAACGACGUUCAACCUGACCGAAUUCAGUUGAUUCUGGAGUCUACGCAUCCAAUGCCCUCGAGCGCUAGGGCUCAACUUGCAGCAACUAUCCGUCGGUUGCUGCCUCAAGUUGCUGCCGCUUGUUCCGUUGCGAGCCCCACGACCCCCUCAGCAUCGGUUGAAGUCCAGACGGAUCUGUCUGCCCAGGAGCUAUCAUCUUCGGCAGACUCAGUGAGCUCCGGAACAACUUCUGGUACGAGUGGGAGCGGUGCAACCAGCUUCACUGACCCAGUAGCACGCCUCAUUCUCUCCCGUCUCCGCGCGCAUGUACUCUCCCGCCUGAAUGCGUCGAGCGCCAGCGAGAGGGUGCGGGCUACGACGACCGCCAGUCAAAGCCUGGCAGGUGCGGGAAUGCCCGAGUUUGUCAGUCAAGUUGGUCAAUUGACGGAAGAAUUGGACAAAGUCCGGGAAGUAGAUUGGUUAUGUCACGGUAUGGUCUAUGAACAGAUCCUGAGAGACAGCAGUCCUCUGAGUCCGACGGCGUGA
Aspergillus ochraceoroseus IBT 24754 is the source of this 2979-nucleotide messenger RNA. RefSeq names its product IQ calmodulin-binding motif domain protein. Lineage: Eukaryota; Fungi; Ascomycota; Eurotiomycetes; Eurotiales; Aspergillaceae. The record is from RefSeq and is a predicted model, not a curated record. The transcript has a single exon. Bases 1 to 2979 code for a protein of 992 amino acids.